Molecule: messenger RNA, 1005 nt
Organism: Xiphophorus hellerii (green swordtail)
Lineage: Eukaryota; Metazoa; Chordata; Actinopteri; Cyprinodontiformes; Poeciliidae
Gene: psma3
Product: proteasome 20S subunit alpha 3
Exons: 11
Coding region: 94-861 (255 amino acids)
Biological process (GO): ubiquitin-dependent protein catabolic process
Cellular component (GO): proteasome core complex; proteasome core complex, alpha-subunit complex
Source: RefSeq, a predicted model, not a curated record
UUGUGAAGGCCAACACCGGAAGAGCAAAGCUUUUCUCCGGAAAAGCGGGCUGAGUGGUGGAGAGGUGUGCUGAAGUCAUAGUUCUUGUCAAAAAUGAGCUCCAUUGGAACCGGGUACGACCUUUCGGCCUCCACCUUCUCUCCAGAUGGCCGAGUGUUUCAGGUGGAGUACGCCAUGAAGGCUGUAGAGAACAGCAGCACGGCCAUUGGGAUCCGCUGUAAAGACGGGAUUGUGUUUGGGGUGGAGAAGUUGGUUCUGUCCAAACUGUAUGAGGAGGGCUCCAAUAAACGCAUCUUCAACAUUGACAGACACGUCGGCAUGGCGGUGGCCGGCCUGCUGGCUGACGCUCGCUCCCUGGCUGAGGUAGCCAGAGAAGAAGCUUCCAACUUUAGAUCCAACUACGGGCACGACAUUCCUCUGAAGCACCUGUCGGACAGAGUGGCCAUGUACGUCCACGCUUACACGCUGUACAGCGCCGUGAGGCCGUUCGGCUGCAGUUUCAUCCUGGGCUCAUACGACAAAGACGACGGGGCGCAGCUCUACAUGGUCGACCCGUCAGGCAUCUCAUACGGUUACUGGGGAUGUGCCAUUGGAAAAGCAAAACAAGCUGCCAAGACAGAGAUUGAGAAGCUGCAGAUGAAAGAAAUGACGUGCAGAGAACUGGUUAAAGAAGUCGCCAAAAUAAUCUACAUCGUACACGACGAGGUGAAGGAUAAAGCGUUUGAGCUGGAGCUCAGCUGGGUGGGAGACGUGACGAAUGGACGACAUGAGUUGGUUCCCAAAGAUGUCAAAGAGGAAGCAGAGAAAUAUGCAAAGGAUUCUCUAGAGGAGGAGGAUGACUCUGAUGAAGACAACAUGUAAAUCAGCACCGGCGCUCUUCCUCUUCAUCACAUCCUGCUACUCAGACUCAUCUGAGCUAUUUUUAUAUUGUUUGACUUUUCAUGUCUGGUUUUUGCAUUCUUCUUGAUUUUGAGCUUAAAUAAAUAAAACUAAACUUGUUUCUGA